AUGCAGGAAGGAAAAAGGCGUGGAAAAGUGGAAAGAGUAAACGUACAUUUAAGAGUUCGACCUUUUAAUGAUGAAGAUUUAAGCCUAUAUGGGAAAGAUACUUCUAUUGAUACAAUUGAUCCGAAUAGAGGUGUAAUCGUAAUUAAAAAAGAUUGUGAUAAAAAGACUUUUACGUUUGAUUCAGUGUUUGAAUCGACUGCGACGCAAAAGGAGAUUUAUGAAAGAGUAGGGCAGCCUGUUGUGAAUUGAGAGAGGGAAUUAUGCAGAUAAAUAUUUUAUUUUUGGAGAUUUUUUUUGAAAAAAAAAUUUUGUGAAUAGCAUAUUAGAAGGAUACAAUGGAACAAUUUUUGCAUAUGGGCAAACCGGGACUGGGAAAACUCAUACAAUGAUGGGAGCAUCUGGAGAACAAAAAGGUGUAAUCCCGCGAGCAAUCCAGCAUAUUUUUCAACACGUAAAAGAAGAUACCGGCUUUACUUUUUCAAUACAAGUAGGUUUUGUCCAGCUUUAUAUGGAAAUGCUACAAGACUUAUUGUUUCCAGAUAAUGAAAAUCAAGUGAAAAUUAGAGAAGACCCUGAUGAAGGGGUUUAUUUGUCAGGCGUCCAAUGGGUAACUGUAAAUUCUGUCAAAGAUUGUAUGGAUUUAAUGGUUAUAGGUGACAGAAACCGAAAUACAGCCUUUACAAGCAUGAAUUCUCAUUCAAGCAGAUCUCAUGCAGUUUAUAUGGUAAAGCUUGAAAAAAGAAAAAAAUAUACAAUAGAAGAGCUGGAAGCAUUAGAAAAGCAAGGAGAAACGCCUGACCAAAGUAUGACUAGAAGUACUUUGUAUUUGGUAGAUUUAGCUGGUAGCGAAAGAGUAAAAAAAUCAAAAGCGGUCGGGAGUAGGCUUGAUGAAGCAAAAAAUAUUAUCCUUUACUGGAUUAUUUAAUAGAAUAAAUCCAUAUUUUAUAUUAAUAUUUUUUUAAUAUUAGCAAAAGAGCGAAUUAAUUUUAGGCAAUAUAACUUAGCCUUGCUAGCUUUAGGAAACUGCAUUCAAGCACUUGCAGACAAAAAAGCAAAAUAUGUCCCUUUCCGUGACUCUAAACUGACACGCUUAUUAGAAGAUUCUUUAGGAGGAAAUUCCAAAACAUCUUUAAUUGUGACUAUAGGGCCAUCUUCUUCUCAUGCUCAAGAAAGCAUAUCAUCGUUGCAAUUUGGCUCCAGAGCAAUGAAGGUAGAAAAUAGGCCUGAAAUCAAUAAAAAAGUUGACUAUAGAGCUCUUUGUGCUCAACUCCAAGCUGAGCUUGACAAAUUUAAUGAUGGUGAAAAUCUUUGAAUAAUAGACAAGCAAAAAUUAAUGGAAGAAAUAACAGAACUUAAAGAAAAAAUUGAAGUCCUCACAAGUGAAAACGAAAGACUUGAGCUACUUAAUCAAGAAAACCAGCAGGUGUCGACUGGAUCAACCCAAGCUGCAAUUGAUGAAUUUAAAAAAAAUGAGGUUCAAAAAAUACAUUCGUAUUAUCAGUCAAAAUUGGAUAAAAAAAAUGAUGAGCAUAAAGCAUUUUUAUAUUAAAUUUAUUUAAUUUUACUUUUUGCAUAAUUUAGUAAGUAAUAUAUUUUAGUCAAAAAUAAAGCAAUAAUUUCUAAUAGAACAGUAUAGAAGAAAUUGAUAAAUUAAUGCUUGAGCAAGAGCAAGAUAUAAAUAGUAUGAGAAAUGAGAUCAUUGAAUUAAAAAAUAAAAACAGGUCUCUAACUCUGAGCGAAAAAAAAUUUCGUUAAGGGUUAAUAGUAUUUUUUUUGAAAUUAAAAAAAAUAUUGAUUCAUAAAUAAUUGAAAGCGAAAAUUAAUCUAAUUUUUUUGUUUUAAAAUGCGAGCUGUUUAAAAUUUGACAGAAUUAACAAGUGUUUAUUAUACUAAUUGCGUGGGAGUAAGAGAAGAGGUUAAAAAAAGCAAAGCUGAGUUUGAGGCUGAGAAUAAUGAUAGACAGUUCAGGAUUUCUGAAUUAUCAAAUCAAAUAGAUGAAAGCAAAAAGAAAUUAGCAUCAGAAAAAGAAAAAAACCAUAUUUUGAAUGAAAAUUUAAAGGAAACUAAAGAAGAUGCAAGACUUUUAGCACUACAAUUAGAAGCAACAAAAGCAAAGGUUAAUAAAAGUUUGAAGAAAAUAAACUUUAAAGGAGUAAAAGAGCUUUCACAAGCCUUGAGAAAUGAACUACUUGCCAGUGGGAAAGAAUUUAAUAUGCUUAAAGAAGGAAUUACUGCAAAAAUCAAUCAAGCCAUAAAAUCCAAAAUGAAUGAUUAUAGUAAAGUUCUUGAAAAAGCAAAAAAAGAAAUAAUAACGAGAGAGCGACAAAGUAAAGCCAAGGACAAUGAAAUUAAAGAUUUAAGAGAAGAAAUAGAAAUUUUGUGCAAUAACCACAAGAUUGAGCUUGAAAAUCUAAAGUCUUCAAUAAAUAAAGAAAAAAACAAUUCUGCAAUGAUAACUUCCCUAUUCGCUACUGGAUCAAUUUAAAACUAGUAAUAUAUUAAUUAAUUAUAAUUUUUUUUUCAAAAAGUAAUUUAUUCUUAUAAAUAUUAUUUAAUUAAGCGCAUUAAGUGAAAAACUUCAACAGAAAGAAACUGAAAUUGAAGCAAAUAAAAAAGCUUAUGAAGAACAAUUAAAUAAUAAAGAUUCUGAGCAUGCAGACAUAUUUAAAAAGCUUGAGCAAAAUAUAGAAUUUCUUACAAAAGAAAAAGUGGAAAUAAUGAAAGACAGAUCUCAGCUCAUUGAUAAAUUGGAUUCUUUAUCUAAAAAAACAUCAUUUAUUGUUAGAGACAAAACAAAAAUUUCUGUUGAAAACGAAGAGAAUGUGAAAUACAUAAAAAAACUAGAAGAAGAUUUAGAAUCUGCGACUAUAGAGUUAUCAAGACUAAAAGAAAUUUUAUUUGAAACGAAUUCAGAACUCCAGUCUCUUAAAGAAGAAAACUCUGUUCUUACAUCAAAAUUAAAUUCAAAUAAAAGUGAAAUCUUACUAUUAAAACAGUCAGUUUCUGAUCUUGAUGCUAAAAAAAUUGAAGCUGAAAAAACUUUUGAAAUUAAAAAUAAAGAAAUAAAUGAUAAAGACUCAGAAAUUAUAAAGCUCAGCAAAGACUUUGAAAAUCUUAACCAAGAAUAUACAACUCUGAUGAAAUUAAAUCGCGAAAUGAAAGAAAAUCUCGAAAUAGAACGAGAAAAUGGCGAAAAGCAAGCUGAAAUCAUUGAUGAUCUUAGUGAUAAAACAAAAAAUUUGGAAGAAGAAAUUGUAGAAAUUAAAGCCAAUUAUGAAGAAAAACUAAAAUUAAAAGAGUCUGAAAAAGCAGACUCUCAAGUAAAAUUCGAGCAAAAUAUAGAACUUCUUACAAGUGAAAAACUAGAAAUAAUGAAAGACAGAUCUCAAAUAAUUGACAAAUUGGAUUCUUUGUCUAAAAAAUACUCCCUAAUUGAAAGCGAAAAAGAAAAACUUUUGCUUGAAAAUAAAGAAAAUAAUUUAUAUGCUAAAAAACUUGAAGAAAACUUAGAAUCUGCAUCCGAAGACAUAUCAAGACUAAAAGAAAAUUUACUAGGAAUGAAUUCUGAGCUCCAAUCUCUUAAAGAAGAAAAUUCUGUUCUUACAGCAAAAUUAAAUUCGAAUAAAACUGAAAAUUUACUAUUAAAACAGUCAGUUUCUGAUCUUGAUACCAAAAAAAUUAAAGCAGAAAAAACUGUGGAAAUUAAAAAUAAAGAAAUAAAUGAUAAAGAUUCAGAAAUUAUAAAGCUCAGCAAGGACUUAGAAAAUCUUAACCAAGAAUAUACAACUCUAAUGAAAUUAAAUCGCGAAAUGAAAGAAAAUCUUGAAAUAGAACGAGAAAAUGGCAAAAAUCAAGCUAAAAUCAUUGAAAAUCUUAGUGAUAAAACAAAAAAUUUGGAAGAAGAAAUUGUAGAAAUUAAAGCCAAUUAUGAAGAAAAACUAAAAUUAAAAGAGUCUGAAAAAGCAGACUCUCAAGUAAAAUUCGAGCAAAAUAUAGAAUUUCUUACAAGUGAAAAACUAGAAAUAAUGAAAGACAGAUCUCAACUAAUUGAUAAAUUGGAUUCUUUGUCUAAAAAAUACUCCCUAAUUGAAAGCGAAAAAGAAAAACUUUUGCUUGAAAAUGAAGAAUACCUACAAAAAAUUGCUGAUUUAGAAAAUAAAAAUAAGCAGAUUGAAAAAAUUAUCUCUGAUAAAGAAAAAGAAAUCCGAAAUAGGGAAAAACAAAUAGAAGAUCUUCAGAAUGAGCUCCAAGAGAGUAAAAAGGAAUUAUCAGCUGAAAUUAGUGCUUCAAAGCACGAGAAUCUUAUGCUAAAAGUAUCUGUUGAACGGAUGAAAAUGGAAAAUCGAAAAGCCCUUACUGGAAAAGAUACGGAAAUUGCUGCAAACUGUAAAAAAAUAAAAGCCCAAGAAAAAGAAAUAUCAAAUAUGCAAGAAGAAUUAAGAGAAAUAAAAUCAUCUUAUGAUAAUUAUAGAAAGAAGCAUGAAGAGGCAACAAAUAUGAAUCUAAAAAUGGACACUGCAGCAAGAAUGAUACAGAGAGUUUGGAGAAGCAAGAAAAAACGCCAAAUUGAAAAAGAAGCAAUUAUUGCUCAAAGAGUAAUAUCUAUAUAGAAAUAUCACGAAGAAGAAGAGCAGAAAAAAAAUCUUAGCAUGGAACUAAGCCAAAUGAACUCAAAAGCAGGAAUUCUGCUAGUAAGGAAUAAUUAUAAAGAAAUAAUGUCGAUGUUUUCAGGCAUCUAUAAAGAGUUUAUGGGGGAAGCAAAUGUUAAGAAAACAGGUAGUUUUAUAAAUUAA
This is a messenger RNA of Blepharisma stoltei, 4793 nucleotides long. The record is from the annotation of a GenBank genome assembly. NCBI's taxonomy places the organism in Eukaryota, Ciliophora, Heterotrichea, Heterotrichida, Blepharismidae.